AUGAUUGAAGGACAUCCUUCAGUACCUAUUGCUAGUAAUGGAGCUACUGUGAGUAAUACACAGCAAGAAAUUAAGUUUAGCACAAAAAAAGAUGAAGCAGAAGUGUCAUAUUCAUUAACAGAACUCAACAAAACUUUUACUAGUUUAAUGACAAAGGUACGAAGAGCGUUUGAUAAGAAAGUAGCCUCAGACCCUGAGCUACUCAUUGAUUUGACAAGAUGGAUUGAAACUUACAUGAACUGGACUGACAAGCUAACAAAUGCAUCAUUAAAUGAAACUUUCAAUACUAUUCAUCCAUAUUAUGAUUUUAUUGACUGCUGCUUAAUAGUAGAUUUGAGUGAAGAGUUUCUGAAUGGUGUCACUUUUGGUGAUGGAGAAAAGCUGAAUAUUGUAAGUGAACUACAAAAUCAUAAGAGAAAUGCAGACACAUUUCGAUCUUCAAGCAAGACAGCACUAAUAUUAGCUUGCGAAAGAGCACAUGAAGACGUUGUACACAGUUUACUGUCUGCUGGAGCUAAUGCUAAUAUUCAGGACAAUAAAGGAUGGACUGCACCAAUGUUAGCUGGUGAAAGAGGACAUGAGAACAUUGUACACAGUUUACUGUGUGCUGGAGCUAAUGUUAACAUUCAAGACAAUAAAGGACGGACUGCAUUAAUAUUUGCUUACGAAUCAAAUGCUGUAAUGAUUGCUAGUUAUUAUGGUAACUAUGAGGUUGUUGAGCUAUUGAUUAGUAAAGGAGUUGAUUACAAAUAUCAAAGAAAAGAUGGAAUGAAUGCUUUUAUGUUUGCUUGUCAAAAUGGUCACACUCGAAUAAUCGAACUGUUGAUGAAGAAACAAGUUGAUCCUAAUGAACAAGUUGAUCCUAAUAUUCAAAAGAAAAAUGGUUGGAAUGCUUUGAUGUUGGCUUGUAAAAAUGGUCAUACUCAAAUAGUCAAACUUUUGCUGAAGGAACAAGUUGAUCCUAAUGUUCAACAAAACAAAUGGGAAGCUGAUCCAACUAUUAAAUCUAAUAAAGGCAACACUGCAUUAAAGUUUGCAAAAACGAUUGAAAUAUCAAUAUUACUAAAUAGUUAUAUAAGAGAACACAAUAGAGAGCAACAAGAUGAUACUUCUAGUGAAUACUCACAUACCACUGGAUAUAAUACAGCUCCAUCAGAUACUUGUAGUGUUAGAAGUGUUCCUUCUUCCUUAAGUUUAGAUUCAUUCAGUGAUAUUAGUAGUGAUGAGUGUGAUGUUUAA
Messenger RNA from Amphimedon queenslandica, 1239 nucleotides. Its product is annotated as ankyrin repeat domain-containing protein 50-like. NCBI's taxonomy places the organism in Eukaryota, Metazoa, Porifera, Demospongiae, Haplosclerida, Niphatidae. The record is from RefSeq and is a predicted model, not a curated record. Gene Ontology annotation, molecular function: protein binding. Bases 1 to 1239 code for a protein of 412 amino acids. The transcript has 5 exons.